AACAUCGCGAGACGGUAUUUCAGUGGCGUGACGUCAGAACGCACAGAAACAGUCAACAUGUCGCUGGCGAGUUUUCUCCCUGCACCCACCCAACUGUCCCAGGACCAGCUGGAGGCAGAGGAGAGGUCUCGUCUUCAGAGGUCCCAGUCCACUGCUUUGGUCUCCACCCGCAGAGAACCUCCUGCUUACGGCUUCAGAAAAGCAUGGGUGCCCCGGUCACUAGAGGUACUGCACAGGAGAUAUCACCUGGUUUUGGCUGGUGGCAGGUGUUAUGAAAGGUACACGCCUUCACAGCAAGGACUUGCAUUUAACUCCGGAGCAAAACAGAGAGUCAUCCGAAUGGUGGAAAUGCAGAAGGAUCCAAUGGAACCCCCGCGGUUCAAAAUCAAUAAGAAAAUUCCUCGAGGACCUCCAUCCCCUCCUGCUCCAGUCAUGCACUCUCCAAGCAGAAAGAUGACUGUGAAAGAACAGCAGGAGUGGAAGAUUCCACCUUGUAUAUCCAACUGGAAGAACGCAAAGGGUUAUACCAUUCCGCUGGACAAGCGUUUGGCUGCUGACGGACGAGGACUUCAAACCGUCCACAUCAAUGAGAACUUUGCCAAGCUGGCUGAGGCUUUGUACAUUGCAGACAGAAAGGCCAGAGAGGCUGUGGAGAUGAGAGCUCAAGUAGAAAAGAAGAUGGCCCAGAAGGAGAAAGAAAAGAAAGAGGAGAAGCUGAGAGAAUUGGCUAAAAUGGCCAGGGACAGGAGAGCUGGUAUCAAAGCCCACGGUGACAAAGCUGGUGAGGACACAGAAGUCAGGGAGCGUGAAGAGAUCCGUCAUGAGAGGAGGAAAGAAAGGCAGCACGACAGGAACAUCUCCAGAGCCGCCCCUGAUAAGAGGUCGAAACUACAAAGAGAUCAGGACAGGGACAUCAGUGAGCUCAUUGCCCUGGGCCAGCCGAACCCCCGUACCUCCAGUGAGGCUCAGUAUGACCAGAGACUCUUCAAUCAAAACAAGGGGAUGGACAGUGGUUUUGCUGGUGGAGAGGAUGAGAUGUAUAAUGUGUAUGAUCAGCCCUUCAGAGGUGGCAGAGACAUGGCACAGAAUAUUUACAGGCCCAGUAAGAGUGCAGAUAAGGACAUGUAUGGAGACAACCUGGACACACUCAUGCAGAGCAACAGGUUUGUUCCUGAUCGGGAGUUCUCAGGUGCUGACCACGGCCCCCGCCGGGACGGGCCCGUGCAGUUUGAGGAGGAUCCUUUUGGUUUGGACAAGUUCUUGGAAGAAGCCAAACAGCACGGAGGCUCCAAAAGGGCGUCCACUAGUGGGCGCUCCAAGGACUACGACCAUGAGAAGAAACGCAGGAAGGAGUGAGACGCUUCCUUUGUCCACAGCUGCAGGGUCAAAUGCUCCCCCUGCCCCUACUUUUUUGCAGCUGUGAAUUGAAUUAUGAAACAUUAGUAAUAUGGUAUAUCAUCCAUUUUUUAUUUUUAUCAUCCUCUUAAAUCUGUUUUCUUUAACUCGAAAGUGUGAACUUAAACCUGUUGUACUGCAAAGCCACCCUAAUAAAUGUCUUUUAGAGGAUUACAUUGAAUUUUAAAGAUUGUUUAUGGUGGGUGUAAGAUUUGUCUAUAGUAAUCUCUUAACAGUGCUCCAACUACUUUGGUGCAAGGUGUAUUUAAUUUUAAAUGGCUCUCUCCAUUAGUCUUAUAAAUCCAGUCCACAGUGGUUUCAGCUGCUGAGUCUGCUCUUUAUAUCCAAGAGCGAAUUAAGCCUCUCAAAAAACAUUUGUUCAAGGGGGGAAAGAUUAGUAUUGUUUAGUUAGUUUUAGAGCCUUAUCGAGAAUGCAUUGCUAACAUUUUAUGCAAAAAUUAAGCUUUUAUUUGGUCUUAAGAAAUGGGUUGAAUAAUUCUUUAAAUAAUUUUCUGUCCCCUAAGAUGUUUCAAAU
This is a messenger RNA of Sinocyclocheilus rhinocerous, 1930 nucleotides long. Its product is annotated as SNW domain-containing protein 1-like. The transcript is spliced from 11 exons. The record is from RefSeq and is a predicted model, not a curated record. Gene Ontology annotation, biological process: mRNA splicing, via spliceosome. NCBI's taxonomy places the organism in Eukaryota, Metazoa, Chordata, Actinopteri, Cypriniformes, Cyprinidae. Gene Ontology annotation, cellular component: spliceosomal complex. Bases 58 to 1356 code for a protein of 432 amino acids.